Molecule: messenger RNA, 4532 nt
Organism: Oryza sativa Japonica Group (Japanese rice)
Lineage: Eukaryota; Viridiplantae; Streptophyta; Magnoliopsida; Poales; Poaceae
Source: RefSeq, a predicted model, not a curated record
GGGGGAAGGAAGAACACAAGCAGCACAGCAACAGUAGAUUGACUAUAGUUGAGCACAACGGUAAGGCCGUGUUUAGUUUUUUCCCUAUUCCUAAUUUUCUAUCCCAACAAAAACUUUCCUACACACGUAAACUUUCAACUUUUUUUCUAAACUCUUAACUUUCUUCAAACUUUUAACUUUUUUCAGGAACUAAACACACCCAAGCUGUUGAUAACCAAGAGAAGAAUCUACGCUGCACUCCACUUGUGUUGUGCUGUGUAUGUUGCCAAUGUGUGCACUGUGAAGAAGAAGCACUCACCAAACUCGUCCACUCCCAGCGAUAGUAUUUAUGGUGGCCCCUCACCAGCUGCAGCACAUCACCUGAUUGCACUGCACUGCUCUUGCUUUCCCCCUCCUGUUGCAGUUGCAGAGUACAGCAGCAGCAUCAGCAUCAGCAUAUCUAUCUACCUAUUCCUUUUUACUCCUCCUCUCUUUAUACUCCACUAGUAUUUGUCAAAUCUUUAUUUUUCUACUAUACUACUAUUUCUCUUUUCAAGGGAAAAGAAAAGAAAGAAGAAUAUAUGUUGAGCAGUGAGGGAGAUUUGGAAGUAUAAAGAGACAGACACAAGCUCCUCCUCCAUCCUCAAUUCCUUCCUUCUUUCCAUUUAUUUUCUUUUAUUUUCCCAAGAGAAAGAGGGUGAGGAGGCUCCAUCCGCGAAAAGCUACUCGACCAACCCACCUGCCACCCUGCACUUUCCGUUAUUCUCAUUUCAACCCUCGCAUUUUUUACACUCCGCUCCCCAUGCCCUGUGAAAACUAAUUACAAUCCAGUCCUUCACCGGUCAGCGAUGCCCACUCCGGUGGCCGCCGCGAGGCAGUGCCUCUCGCCGGCCGCCGUCCCCGCCCUCGACGCCGCCGUCGCCUCCUCUCGCCGCCGCGCCCACGCCCAGACUACCUCCCUCCACCUCAUCUCCUCCCUCCUCGCCCCGCCCGCACCUCCCCUCCUCCGCGACGCCCUCGCCCGCGCCCGCAGCGCCGCCUACUCACCCCGCGUCCAGCUCAAGGCCCUCGACCUCUGCUUCGCCGUCUCCCUCGACAGGCUCCCCUCCGUCUCCGCAUCCUCCUCCUCCUCUGGCGCCGCCGACGAGCCCCCCGUCUCCAACUCCCUCAUGGCCGCCAUCAAGCGCUCCCAGGCCAACCAGCGCCGCAACCCGGACACCUUCCACUUCUAUCACCAGGCCGCCACCGCCCAGACUCCCGCCGCCGUCAAGGUCGAGCUCUCCCACCUCGUCCUCGCCAUCCUCGAUGACCCCGUCGUCAGCCGCGUCUUCGCCGAGGCCGGAUUCCGCAGCGGGGACAUCAAGCUCGCCAUCCUCCGCCCGGCUCCGCCCAUGCCGCUCCUCGGCCGCCUCCCCACGCGCACCCGUCCGCCGCCUCUCUUCCUCUGCAGCUUCGCCGCCGCGGACGACGCCGACGUCCCUUCGCCGGCCGGGAAUCUCGCCGGCGCGGGGGAGGAGAACUGCCGCCGCAUCGCGGAGAUCCUCUCCCGCGGCCGCAACCCCAUGCUCGUCGGCGUCGGGGCCGCCUCCGCCGCCGACGACUUCGCGGCCGCCUCCCCGUAUCGUAUCAUCCAUGUCGACCCCAACACCAUCGACCGCUCAGACCUCGGCGUGGCGGCGGCAAUGGCCAGUGCCACCUCCGGCCUCAUCAUAAGCAUCGGAGACCUCAAGCAGCUGGUCCCCGAUGAGGACGCGGAGGCGCAGGAGAAGGGGCGGCGGGUGGUGGCGGAGGUGACGCGAGUGCUGGAGACGCACAGCAAGGUCGGCCGCGUCUGGGUGAUGGGGUGGUCGGCAACGUACGAGACCUACCUCGCCUUCCUCUCCAAAUUCCCCUUGGUCGACAAGGAUUGGGACCUCCAGCUGCUGCCAAUCACCGCGGUGCAUGCCGCCGCCACCGCUGGCCCUGCUGCUGCUGCUGCUGGACUCAUGCCUCCGGCAACCACUGUUGCUGCCUUCUCCAAGCCAGCUGCAAGCUUGAUGGACUCCUUUGUUCCUUUUGGAGGCUUUCUCUGUGAUAACUACGAAGAGAACAGCCUGACAGCAAAUUCAUGCCCACAGGCCCUGCGGUGCCAGCAGUGCAAUGAUAAAUAUGAGCAAGAAGUUGCAACUAUCAUUAGCGCAAGUGGCAUUACAGCUGAAGACCAUCACCAGGGAGGUCUUCCUUCCCUGCUGCAGAAUGGCAGCAUGAUGGGUCCUAACAAUGGAUUUGAUCCAGUCAAGGCUAGAGAUGAUCGGAUGGUAUUGAAUUCAAAAAUAUUGAAUCUACGGAAGAAGUGGAAUGAGUACUGCCUGCGGCUCCACCAAGACCACCAGAGGAUCAACAGAGAUCCUUACAAACCAUUUCCGCGCUAUAUUGGUGUUCCCACUGACAAAGAAAGAUCAGCAAAUUCAAGCAAAGGUUCUGAGUCAGUUGGGGUUCAAAAGGAUGUUAUUAAACCUUGUGCGGUGUCUGCUGUACAUUCCAGCUCAACUGCAAGGCCUAUUUCAUCUCCAUCUGUCACCAACAAAAGAAAUGAAGAUCUUGUAUUGAACCUUCAAGCCAGGCAUUCCAAGAGUGAUGAAAACCUUCAAGAAAGGGGCAUGCAAUCCCAACAUGGCACCCUGUCGAAUGUUGACAAUCCGGAUGAUCAUGUCUCACCAUCAUCUGCUGCACCUGUGGAAACUGACUUGGUUUUGGGCACCCCUCGAGAGUGUAGUUCGAAAGGUUCAAGUUCCACCUGCAGUAAACGUGUAGAGGAUUCAGAGAGGUCUGUCCAUCUGGUACCCAAGAAGGUGGAUGAUUUAAAUCUGAAGCAUCCACAACUCUCUGUUCAACCUAAUUCCUGCUCCUGGAGUUCCAUAAAUGUUGGGAAAACAUCACACAGUACACUACACUCAGUAGCUUCAGGAGGCUUCUCUGCCUUUGGCCAAUGGCAGAAACGGUCACCUCUUGCUGCACAAAAUUCUGAUCUGAGCAAUUACAAGCUACUUGUUGAACGCCUGUUCAAGGUAGUUGGAAGGCAGGAGGAAGCCUUGAGUGCUAUUUGUGAAUCCAUUGUGCGGUGCCGGUCAACAGAGUCGCGCCGUGGUCCUAACAGGAAUGACAUCUGGUUGUGUUUUCAUGGUUCUGACAGCAUGGCCAAGAAGAGAAUCGCCGUGGCACUUGCAGAGCUCAUGCACGGCAGCAAAGAUAACUUGAUUUAUCUGGACCUAAACCUUCAGGAUUGGGAUGACUCCAGUUUCAGAGGGAAGACUGGCAUAGACUGCAUUGUGGAGCAGUUGAGCAAGAAACGGCAAUCUGUUCUCUUCCUUGACAACAUUGAUAGAGCUGACUGCCUUGUUCAGGAUAGUCUAUCUGAUGCUAUUAAGUCUGGCAGGUUCCAAGACAUGCGAGGCAAGGUGGUUGACAUUAAUGACUCGAUUGUGGUUUUGUCAAGAAGCAUGAUACAGGGCAGCAAAAAUGGGUUGGAAGAGGGCCUUUCAUUUUCUGAAGAAAAGAUUCUGGCAACUCGCGGACAUCGACUGAAGAUCCUGGUUGAACCGGGUAGGGCAAUCACCAGUGGAUGCCCUAGUGGUAAGGUGGUAGUUUCCCCAAGGCAUUUUCUCACCAAAAUUCAAGCAUCUUUGUGCUCUGGUUCCAUCAGCAAGAGAAAGCUCAGUAUUUCUGAUGAUCAGGAAAAGCUACAAGAGUCGCCAAGCAGUUCAAAGCGACUGCACAGAACAUCGAGUGUACCAUUCGACCUGAACCUCCCUGUUGAUGAAGAUGAACCCCUUGAUGCUGAUGACGACAGUAGUAGCCAUGAAAAUUCAUAUGGCAACACAGAAAAAUCCAUUGAUGCCCUUUUGCAUUCGGUUGAUGGAUCAAUCAACUUUAAGCCGUUUGACUUUGAUAAACUUGCUGAUGACAUGCUGCAGGAGUUCAGCAACAUACUCAGGAAAAAUCUGGGUUCUGAGUGCAUGUUGGAGAUUGAUGUUGGUGCAAUGGAACAAAUACUUGCCGCAGCAUGGAAAUCAGAGGAGGAUAGGAAACCUGUGCCGACCUGGCUGGAGCAGGUUUUUGCCAGGAGCCUUGACGAGCUGAAGCUCAAGCGUAAGCAUGUGAGUAGCUCUACCCUUAGACUAGUGGCCUGUGAGGACACAGUACCAGCAGUGAAAGGAGACGGUUUAGGAGUUUUGCUCCCGCCAAGAAUAAUUCUAGAUUGUUGAUGAUAUUAUCUGUAUAGGGAUCGCUGUAAUUAUCUGUAGUCCACAAUAGUAUAGCAUUAUUUGUUGGCUAAAUAAGCUCUAGUCUAGCUGAUGCAUUGCCUUGGGUUCUCUAAUUAGCUACUGCCAUUACUGUCAUAUCAUUUUCUACCUCAGGGCCUUUUCCAGAUAUAUGGGCAUCCGAAUGUAUAUUGGUUGUAACUACUAUGGAUUGUCAAUAUUUGAUUGUUCUAUAUAUACAUGGACACAUGGUGCUCAGUCAGUGUACUUGUGUGGUUCAUGCUGAAAUCCACAACUGCAAGGUUGCUUACA